AUGGACGUGCACGUGUUCUUUCUGUGGUUAAUAUGGCAUUUUCAAGGUUUUGAUGUUGCGGCUUUUAACCUGGACACUGAGAAAGUUCUACAGAAAACUGGGGAUCCAGGGAGCCUGUUUGGAUUUUCAGUUUCCUUCCAUCAGCAGCUGAGCCCAGCCAGAAAGAACCUUUUACUUGUUGGUGCGCCACGUGCUAAACAUGAAAACCAAGUCAACGUCACAGGCGUGGUUUACCAGUGUGACCUGAGUGAAGCAUCUCAGCACUGUCAGCCCAUUGAGUUUCAGAGUAAAGAGUUCCUCCAUAGCAAAGGCAUAAACAACCAAUGGAUGGGAGUCAGAGUCAUAAGUCAGGGUCCAGGAAAGAAUGUGAUGGCUUGUGCCCACCGUUACCGGCUGUGGAUCCCGAGCCAAAGCACCACCCACCUCCUGACAGGCCAGUGCUUCCUCCUGAAGGACGACCUGCAGACUGGGGAUGAAGAGCGGACAUGGCAGAGGGUCGUUUGUGAUGACGAACACCUCACAAGGCGCCAGAAGGACCACGAGUGGUUUGCGUACUGCCAGCAAGGUCACGGGGCUGCUUUUGCCAAGGAUAACAAGACCCUGAUAUUUGGAGCACCAGGCGCCUAUCAGUGGAAAGGAAUCGUCCGAAUGGAGGUGUUGGACAACUUGGACAUUGACAGCGAGGAGGCUCGCGAGACCGGAGAUAUCGACCAGUUCAACCCGAAACUCAUCCCUCUGCAAAUGAGCAGCUACCUGGGAUUCUCCGUUGACUCCUCAACGGCGCUCGUCCGUCAGGGCGAGCUGACCAUCGUGUCAGGAGCACCGCGGGGGGGCUACAGCGGCCAGGUGGUCUUCAUGAAGCCAGACGCUACGGCAAAGAGAAAUUUGGCCAUAGAGCUGGUCCUGUCCGAGCCGGGCCUCGCCUCCUCCUUUGGCUACGACGUGGCGGUGGUGGAUCUCAACGGCGAUGGGUGGGACGACCUCGCUGUUGGAGCGCCACAGUUUUUCAAGAAAGAUGGAGCGGUCGGAGGCGCAGUUUAUAUUUAUGUCAACAAGAAUGGGAAGAACUGGGAGAAGAUCGUUCCAACUCAGCUUGUUGGGCAGAAAGAGUCCAUGUUUGGACUCGCAGUGGAAAACAUAGGAGACGUCAAUCAAGACGGCUUCGGAGAUAUUGCAGUCGGAGCACCGUAUGAUGGGUCUGGGCGGGUCUAUCUUUACUACGGCUCAUCAAGCGGUAUCAACAAAAACCCAGCUCAGGUGCUGUCAAACAGAUCAAAGAAGGUGAAACUGUUUGGAUAUUCUCUGACUGGAAACCUGGACAUUGAUGACAAUCAGUACCCAGAUCUGGCUGUCGGGUCUCUCUCAGACUCAGUUUUUGUUUUCAGAGCGAGGCCAGUUAUCAACGUUAGAACUUCUCUGGAGAUCACACCGAACAGAAUAAACACCGUAAAGCAACGAUGCCACGAGGGAACAUGUUCUUUUGCAGGUAAAGCAUGCCUUACUUAUUCUGCCCGGCCUGCAUCGUUUAACACCAGGCUGAGGUUCAAUUACACUUUCGAGGCUGAUUCUGGGAGGACAAAAUCCAGAGCUCGAGUCAAAUUUGACGGAGCAUCUCAAGGAAAACUGGAGCUGCCAGCUCAGGGGAAAGAAGUCUGUAAGGACAUCAAGUUCCAGCUUCUGAGGGAUAUUGAGGACAAGCUGCGCAGCAUCCCUGUCUCCAUCACUGUGUCUCUGAUCUCCAGUCAGAGGAGCAGCAGCACUGCCGUUACGCCCAUCCUCAACUUCUACCAGCAGAAAAGCACCGUGUCAGAGAUUGUUUUGGUAAACGACGGCUGUGGCAGCGACAAUGUCUGUCAGAGUAACCUCCAGCUGAAGUACAGGUUCUGUUCCAAAAAAACAGUAAACGGUCACGACGAUUUCAGAUCACUAACCAGGGAGGACGGCGUGGCAGUUAUCACUCCGUCCGAGGAAGACAUCGCUUUGGAGAUCACUGUGACGAACACGGAUGGAGACGACGCUCACCAGAGCCACUCGCUGGUGACGCUGCCGGAAACGCUGCGUUACACUUCGGUAGCGCUCAGCAGAACGGCGCUGGGCUGUACAGCCAACGACAAAGGGAAUCUGAUCGACUGUGAUCUGGGAAACCCUCUCAGAAGAGAUGCCGAGGUUACGUUUUACAUCAUACUCUCCACUUCUGGAAUCUCACUGAGCACAAAGCAUGUCAACGUCACCAUACAGCUGGAAACAACAAGCGAUCAGACCAUACAGCCAGUCGAGGCCUUCGCUAGAGUGGUUUUUGAGUUGGAGCUGCAGGUUUACGGGCGUGCUGUGCCUUCUCAAGUGUCACUUGGUGAAAGUGUCAUCGGAGAAAGCGCCGUGAAGUCGGUGGAUGAAAUAGGAACCUCAGUUCGAUAUGAGUUCAGGAUAACAAAUUUGGGCAGACCACUGAAAUAUUUCGCCAACGCAUCGUUGAACAUGUUGUGGCCGAAGGAGAGCUCUGUGGGAAAGUGGCUUCUGUAUUUGACUCACAGCAGCAGUAAAGGCAUCCAGUCGGUCCCCUGCUCUCCUGCCGGCGAGUUCAACCCGCUGAAAGAUGUGAAGGGCUGGCACGCUGUGCGGAGGAGACGACGAGAGGCUGAACUCGAAGCCCUCUCCACAGACGUGUUCCUUCCAGUGGAAAGAAAAUACAAAUCGCUGACGUGUUCGGACGGCCUGGGCUGUGUGGAGAUCCGCUGCCCGCUGCUCGGUCUGGACAGCGCCGCCCUGCUGGUGCUGCACGCACGUCUGUGGAACUCGACUCUGUCGGAGGAUUACAGCCAUCUGAACUAUCUUGACAUUGUUGUGGACGCCACUCUGAAUCUGACUGACUCUCCAAAGAAUAUCGGAUUCAAAUCAAAUAAUCCAGGAACAAAGGUGAAACUGACAGUGUUCUUUGAAAGAAAAGUUGAGUUGUUGACCAAAGUAGCGUGGUGGAUCAUCUUCCUGACCGUCCUCGCUCUGCUGCUGAUGCUGGUCGUGCUGGCUGUCCUGCUGUGGAAGCGCGGCUGCUUCCAUCACUUCAGCCCGAACAAGAAGCCCCAGCUCAAAGAAACGGUUCCUCUUAAAGGGUGA
Molecule: messenger RNA, 3111 nt
Organism: Salarias fasciatus (jewelled blenny)
Lineage: Eukaryota; Metazoa; Chordata; Actinopteri; Blenniiformes; Blenniidae
Product: integrin alpha-6-like
Exons: 25
Coding region: 1-3111 (1036 amino acids)
Biological process (GO): cell adhesion mediated by integrin; cell-cell adhesion; integrin-mediated signaling pathway
Cellular component (GO): external side of plasma membrane; integrin complex
Molecular function (GO): integrin binding
Source: RefSeq, a predicted model, not a curated record